GAGCAAAGCGAACGACGUUUUCACUGCCUUACUUGGGAUGUGCAAACAUCGAAGUGCAGAACUCGGCGCGCCAUCUGAGUGAAAACCGAUCUCUGCGGGCGAGCAGUCAGGAGUCCGGGGGAAUUGGCACUUGGGGCAUUUGGACUGAGUGAACAUUCGUGAAUGCCGCUCGCUGAAGCCACCUGUUCCGUUUCAAGUUGGGCUGCGAGAAGUUGGCGGCAAUGAAUUCGACGCUGGUGAAUCAAACUGCCAGUCUUCUGUACUCUAACCGCACCGAUUCACUGGACUCGAUCCUUAGGUGCUGCAGCGGGAACUACUCCUCGGUGGUGACCGACGACGGCUUCGUACUGGCCGCUCCCGACGAGAGGAACCUUUACAUCAUGAGAAUUGUCCAGAUCGCUGUGAUGUGUGUCCUAUCUCUCACUGUCGUUUUCGGGAUAUUUUUUCUUGGCUGUAAUUUGCUGAUCAAAUCGGAAGGUAUGAUUAACUUUCUAGUCAAGGACAGGAGACCCUCCAAAGAGGUAGAAGCUGUAAUUGUCGGUCCAUAUUAACAGCGGCCACCAAGACAAAAAUGAUGACAGCGUUUCAGAUUCCAGAUAACACCUUCGCCAUGAACCCCGGUAGACAUCAGCCCAGAGGAGUCAAGGGACCUUUGUGCAGAUCAGUAUUUCAAGCACAAAAAGAGGAAACCAAGCACUUGGGAAGUGUCAGCCUGACAACGGACUUUGCUCAGAAACGUAACGGCGAUACGUUGGAUCUUCUGGCACUGAACCAGGCACUGACUAUAUACCCAGACUGAAGCCAUUUGCCAAUUCCUUUCCAUGGCCAAAGCAGAAAGAUAAAGAAUGUAUAGGUAUCAUUGCACAAGUCAAAAAGAGUGGUUCAAAACUUGCUAAGAGAACGACUUUCCUGACUAUUGAGUUGUAAAUAUAAUCGCCUUCUUUAUUGCGCUCUGAUAUUUUUGUAAAGUAGUUAUCCUUUAUCGGAAAUGUCCAGUACGUCUUGACGUCCUUCGCUUACAAUUUUACUACAAAACAUUUCAAUCCUUCCUUUUGGCAAAACUGUUUAAAUGUCGAAUACGUUUUUAAUGUUAAUUGUAUAAAUUACGAUUUAAUAGAUUCUCUAUUUCAGAAAGGCGGGUUGUCAUUACGGUCCACGGAGCCUUCAACGUGUAAUCGCACGGGUAACAAACGUGUUAUAAGAAGUCCACGGAGUUUUGUAUUGCAAAAUAUUAUUAAAAUAUAUACAUUUAUUUUUGGGAUUGAUAUUUCUCUGAAUAGCGAGUAAAAAGUUAGCUGUAGGGGAUUUUGCGAUGAGGAGUUUAUCGCGAAUUGGUUUAGAAAGUUAUGUCAGCUGCUGCAAAGGAGAGACAUAACGAUCAGUGCUCCGCAGAGGGAUACAGAUCGCUCGCUGAUCCCUGAAGCCUUUCUCCAGCACUCUGAAGACAAUUCGACUGCAUUAACCUGUUAAAAUUGAUUCAAGGCUCGACAGCGAAAUUGAGCAAUUGAGUGAGAAUUCCUGGGAUUUAACCCCCUGUGGAUUUACACCAGCUUUCUGGAAAUCGGGUGAAACUGUAACUCUGAAGAGGGGGACGAGGUAGCAAUGAUCCUUCGCCCUGGGAACUGUGAAUAAACAAACGAGUAUUGUGGUUGUGGGGGACGCUGCCAGCCGUAAAACAGGACCCUCGAUCAUCUCCCUCAUUGGACGGAAAGUCAAUGAAGAACCGGGAUCUCUGCGAAAAACACUUUCUUCCGCAGCUGUUGCUUCACCAUGUGCUGCGCGCCGCUGACGAUUUUUGUCGUCUCCCCCGCGGAAAGGGAGGAGUGGAGGGGAAGGGGGAGAGAAGGGAGAUCUGACAGCAGAGACCUCGACCUCUAAAGCCCAUUAACAAUAUCUGAACUAUUAAUUUGAAAUGUGCAUUCAAUAGUUUGAAUGUAAAAAUGCACAGGCGCCCACCGAAAUGUACGUGCGUACCUAUACAUUUAAUUUGUACGUAUAAAUGAUCUGUUAAAUUACUUGCAUGUAUCACUAACGCAUAUAAAUUACAACGUAACAGAUAGGAUUCCAUCCAAUUCUUACGCGAAGAUCAGCGAAAGUUGUACUUAACUGUGCUUAAAUUGUUGCUAGAGUACAAAUGCAUCUAUUUCGAAAAUUAAUCGGGAUCUUCCCAAGUCGUGUUGGAUUCUAGUCGGAAAUGGGUUGACUGAAUUGUCGAAAUAGUUCUUUCGGGUCUACAGCAUCUGUUUGAAGUUGGUAUCAGUGCUGUGUUAUUUUGUUGUUUCGGGUUCCAAACCCAGACACAUGAUACGUUUUGUUAUUGCAGUGUUUUCUUCAAUGUAAACUUUGUUAUUCCUUGAUCGAUCGCAUUAAUUCCAAGGACAAGAGAAGAAAAAAAAACUGCUUCAGUAUAUAACAGCUUUCACCCCAUACGCACAGUACAUUGAUCACAAAUGGGAAAAAUCGAUCUAUUUUAGCUCAGGAUGACAUUAAAUAUCAUUUUAAAAAAGUUGAAGGCCUGCUUAGUCGGUUAGCAACCUUCAGAGGAACACAAAAACGAUUUGCUGACUGCUGUUCACCAAUCUACCAACGCCACGAAAUAACAUUGAUGAACUUGUUCCUUUCUAUCAUCGGUUCGCUGUGCGCAAAUUAGUUACGGUAUUUAUUUUUAGAACAAAAAUAUAAUUCUCCAAUUAAAUGCAAUAUUUUGAAAUACUUAUGUGAG
Messenger RNA from Hypanus sabinus (Atlantic stingray), 2722 nucleotides. It is a transcript of the gene rprma, whose product is annotated as reprimo, TP53 dependent G2 arrest mediator candidate a. The record is from RefSeq and is a predicted model, not a curated record. NCBI's taxonomy places the organism in Eukaryota, Metazoa, Chordata, Chondrichthyes, Myliobatiformes, Dasyatidae. Bases 222 to 551 code for a protein of 109 amino acids. The transcript has a single exon.